This is a messenger RNA of Oryctolagus cuniculus (rabbit), 924 nucleotides long. Lineage: Eukaryota; Metazoa; Chordata; Mammalia; Lagomorpha; Leporidae. The record is from RefSeq and is a predicted model, not a curated record.
AUGGCAGGUGCAAAAGCUCCGGCUCCAAAGCUGGAUGCUACAAAGAAAUCUCCAGCCAAGAAAGCCGAUCAUGCCCGCAGCAAGGCGAAGAAGAAGACCCUCACGGAGAAGAAGCCCAAGAAGGGGAAGCCCCACUGCAGCCGAAACCCCGGCCUGGUGAGAGGGACUGGCAGAUACUCCCGGUCCGCCAUGUACUCCAGGAAGGCCCUGUACAAGAGGAAGUACGGGGCUCCCAAGUCCAGGAUUGAGAGGAAGAAGAAGAGGGAGAAGGUGCUGGCUACCGUCACGAAACCAGUUGGUGGCGACAAGAAUGGUGGCACCAGGGCGGUCGAGCUUCGCAAAAUGCCGCCCUACUACCCCACCGCAGAUGUCCCUCGGAAGCUGUUGAGCCACGGCAAAAAGCCCUUCAGCCAGUACGCGAGGAAGCUGCGGGCCAGCAUCACCCCUGGGACCAUCCUCAUCAUCCUCACGGGGCGCCACAGGGGCAAGAGGGUGGUUUUCCUGAAGCGGCUGAGCGGUGGUUUGCUGCUCGUGACUGGGCCUCUUUCCCUGAAUCGGGUUCCCCUGCGUAGAACACACCAGAAAUAUGUCAUCGCCGCCUCCACGAAAAUGGACAUCAGCGGUGUGAAAAUCCUGAAGCAUCUCACCGAUGCUUAUUUCAAGAAGAAGAAGCUGCGGAAGCCCAGACACCAGGAAGGCGAGAUCUUCGACACGGAGGAGAAAUAUGAGAUAACAGAGCAGCGCAAGGUUGAUCAGAAAGCUGUGGACUCGCAAAUACUGCCGAAGAUCAAGGCUGUGCCGCAGCUCCAGGGACACCUGCGGUCUGUCUUUGCUCUAACAAACGGAGUUUACCCUCACAAACUGGUAUUCUGGUUUCGGAGGGGAAGCUCAUUAAAUAACGAACAACAACAACAAAAUAAGUAA